UGCAUCCGGAGCCGGGUAGAAUUGCUGCCGGGCUCUCCCGGGCGUGCUUCUCCUGAUCAUGGCUCCGGACUCGGGGCCCUUCCCUGACGAACAGCUUUUGAAGCUGCUGCCGGUGGAUCCCCGGGACCGGAACACCCAGCGCUGCCGCCUAGGGCCGGCCGCCUUCCGCAGUCUGGGCGCACGCUUGGGCUCGCCGCUGAGGAUCACGUUGCCCGCCGGCGGCUGCUGCCUCUGCACGGCCUGGCCCCGGCGCGAUGGGGCGGACGGCUUUGUGCAGCUGGACCCGCAGUGCGCGAGCCCCGGGGCCGAGGUGGCAGCGGGGAAGAUCAGUCUGGACAGCUUGCAGCCGGUGCCCUGUCCGCCCCUGCGGCGUGUCGCGGUGUGGCCGGUGCUGCGACCGCAGGCGGGAACCCCGAGCCCCGCUGCGGUGCUGGAGGUAGCGCACGAGCUGCUGCGCCACCGGCCGGUGUCGCGGGGACACGUGGUGGCCACCCCGCCGGGCAUCCCCGGCCCCGUCGCCGCGCUGCACGUGGUGGGCGGGACGCCAGACCCUGAGCCCGCCGGCUUGAUCACACCGCACACCCGCAUCACGCUCAGCGACCAGCCGCCGCCUCAGGUCGAGCCACCGGAGGAGGUGACUCUGGGAGGCCUGUCGGAGACUGCCACCUCCCUGCAGGAGCUGCUCCGCCUGCCGCUGCGCUACCCGCUCGCCCUGGGCGCGCUUGGGCUGGCGGUGCCCCGCGGGGUGCUCCUGGCUGGACCCCCGGGAGUGGGCAAGACCCAGCUGGUGCGGGCGGUGGCGCGCGAGGCGGGCGCCGAGCUGCUGGCGGUGAGCGCCCCGGAGCUGCAGGGCGCCCGGCCCGGGGAGACCGAGGAGAACGUGCGACGCGUCUUUCAGCGCGCUCGGGAACUGGCCAGCCGCGGGCCCAGCCUCCUCUUCCUGGACGAGGUGGAUGCCCUGUGUCCCCGGAGAGGCGGCCCGCGAUGUGCUCCCGAGAGCCGGGUGGUGGCCCAGGUGCUGACGCUGCUGGACGGCAUCCACGGGGACCGGGAGGUUGUGGUUGUGGGAGCCACCAACCGGCCAGAUGAGUUAGACCCAGCGCUGCGCAGGCCCGGGCGGUUUGACAGAGAGGUUGUCAUUGGGGCUCCCACACUUAAACAAAGAGAGACAAUUCUGCAAGUGAUUACUUCCAAGAUGCCCGUCUCCAGCCACAUUGACUUAGGUCUCCUGGCAGAAAUGACAGUUGGCUACGUUGGUGCUGACCUGACCGCGCUCUGUAGGGAGGCUGCCAUGUGUGCCCUUCUUAAAAAUGAGAAGAACCAGGACAGUCCUCAGAUUGACGAAACGGACUUCCUUGACGCUUUGAAAAAGAUUCAGCCCUCAUCAUUUCGAAGUUCUAUUGGGCUGAUGGACAUCAAGCCUGUUGGCUGGGAGCAGAUAGGGGGACUUGACGAUGUGAAGCUGAAGUUAAAGCAGUGUGUUGAGUGGCCUCUGAAGUUCCCUCAGGAGUUUGCUAGGAUGGGUCUGAAACAGCCAAAGGGCCUUCUCCUCUAUGGCCCCCCUGGAUGUGCAAAGACCACUCUGGUGAGGGCCCUGGCCACAAGCUGCCACUGCUCUUUUGUGUCAGUGAGCGGAGCCGACCUCUUUUCACCUUACGUUGGGGAUUCGGAAAAAGUCUUGUCUCAGGUAUUUCGACAAGCAAGAGCCAAUACUCCAGCGCUUGUGUUUUUGGAUGAAAUUGACUCAGUCUUGGGGUCUCGCUCAGUCGGCACCUUGGGAUGUGAUGAUCGGGAGCGAGUUCUUUCAGUUCUGCUGAAUGAACUCGAUGGUGUGGGAGUUAGGACGGUAGAGAGAAGAGGGAGUAAAUCAGACCACCAGGAAUACCAAGAGAUUCUUCAUCAGAAUGUCAUGAUCGUUGUGGCAACCAAUAGGCCUGACGUCUUAGAUGACGCCUUGCUGCGGCCUGGAAGACUGGAUAAGAUGAUCUACGUCCCCCCUCCUGAUCAGGAGGGCAGGCUUUCUAUUUUAAAAGUCUGUACAAACAACAUGCCGAUAGGGCCUGAUGUUUCUUUAGAAAAGCUAGCAGCAGAAACGGUUUUUUUCUCUGGAGCCGAUCUUAGAAACCUCUGCAAAGAGGCUGCCUUGAUUGCUCUGCAAGAGAACGGACUGGAAGCAACCUCGGUGAAACAAGAGCACUUCAGGGAAUCGCUUAGGACUGUGAAGCCGUCCUUGAGUCGGGAAAGCUUGACAGCGUAUGAAAACUUAUUUAAGAAAGGACUUCCUGCCUUGGAAGAUAAUUAAAUUUUUAUUUUAUUUAGUUUUUCACUUUUUAUGGUUUGCAACUUCACACUUUCCUAGGAGAGAGAGACUUAGCAAGAGAGAGGCUGAGAGAGAGAGGCUGAAAAACUUGCCCUGAUAAACACCAUCUUACUUCUAGAAGGUAUAUUAAAACACUAAUAAAAAGUUGUGUGUGUGUGAUUUUGUUAGGAUAGUUAUUUUUUGGUCACUUUUUGUGGCUUUGACAUGAGGUCACUGACAGGAGAGUUGCAGGGCUGGAACGGAGGAUUUCAGCAUUCUCCAGCCCAGAGUCUCCCGUUUAGCAUUUUGUCAUUGUUUUCUGUCCUUCACACACACACAGUUUUCUGAACAGUUGGCGACUAGAAUAUAGUCAUGCAUCACUCGGGGAUGACACUAAGAAGUGUGUCAUUAGGCAGUUCCAUCCCGAACGCCAUAGAGUAACGCGGUUAUUCAAGCACAACACGACUGCACCGCCAGGGAAAGCCUUGGGAGGUCACUGUCAUACAUGCCUGUCUCUCAAACACUGUCUGACUCGUGUCUCUGCAUGCUCCAUUCUAGCUAGUGUUUAGUGCGUGCGUCUUACGAAUAACAUUGUCUCCUACUGCAGUUCCCUCACCAAGCUCAGGAAGUUCAACAUCAACACAGUAUUUUACUGUAUCCAGUGAGUUCCUCUCUCUGUCCCUGUAAUGGCCUACGUAAUCAUCUUUUUCUGUCAGACGAUCUAGUCUGGGGUUACACCCUGAGUUUAGCCGUCACAUGUGCCUUCUGUGUUUUACUUGGAGACAGUUCUCAGUCUUUCUUGGCCUCAACGUCUUUGGAAGCAGACUAGUUUUUGGUGGACCAGUCAGCUCCAGCACUUCUGCACUUCUUUGGGUGUAUGCUUUGUGUCACUGUGGUUCUUCAUCCUCUGUGCUGGAGGCACAGUGCGCUCCACAUCGUUGGUGAAUGUUCAUCUCGUCCUCUCAUUGUGUGGUUUCUCCACUGUAGUCUUAACUCCCCCACUUUGUAAUUGUAAGUAAUUUGAGGUCAUAGAUUGGUCUGCAUGUUUUUAUUUUUAUAGAAGCAAUUAAGGAUUAAAAACCCUUUGAUAUCUAA
This is a messenger RNA of Arvicola amphibius (Eurasian water vole), 3394 nucleotides long. It is a transcript of the gene Afg2b, whose product is annotated as spermatogenesis associated 5 like 1. Bases 59 to 2302 code for a protein of 747 amino acids. Gene Ontology annotation, molecular function: ATP binding; ATP hydrolysis activity. The transcript has 8 exons. NCBI's taxonomy places the organism in Eukaryota, Metazoa, Chordata, Mammalia, Rodentia, Cricetidae. The record is from RefSeq and is a predicted model, not a curated record.